Schistocerca cancellata (South American locust) is the source of this 939-nucleotide messenger RNA. RefSeq names its product probable basic-leucine zipper transcription factor K. Bases 1 to 939 code for a protein of 312 amino acids. The transcript has 4 exons. Lineage: Eukaryota; Metazoa; Arthropoda; Insecta; Orthoptera; Acrididae. The record is from RefSeq and is a predicted model, not a curated record.
AUGAAAACUGAAUUGUCGCAGUCCUUAGAUAAUAGUAUAGAUGCUUUGAAAGUGGAGAUCGGUGGACAGAUAAAUGAUAUUAGAAAGGAUAACAAUACUUUCAGACAAGAAGUUACGGAACAGGUAACAAAAGUAUCUUCUCAAUUGCAAACACACAUUCGUGAGCCUAGGGAAGAAAAAGAUAAGCUGAUACAAGAUAUACAUAAGCUUUUGGAAGAUUUUGCUAGUCUGAAAUCAAAUCUCUUCACCGAUCUUGAAACUAACAACAAUGAUUUAAGAGAAGAGAUUCAAAACAUUGUUAAAGCUACCAGGGAUGAAUUUACUGAUUCUCUGGAGGAAGUUAAAAUUGUUAUAAACAACAUACAGGAAGAAAAAUUAUCUCAGAUUACAAGUGAAUUAGAAAAGGAAGAACAAGAACUCUCUUCUCUUAAGCAACGAAUAGAGAGGAAUGAAAUAGAAUUAAACGAGUCUCAGCAAAGAGAAUCUUUUGAACGAUGUGGGUUGGAGAGACUUUGUGCAGAAACAAACAAGACAAUUAGAACUGAUCAUAAUUUAGAUUUUGUAGUGGACAUUAACCGUGAUUAUAAUACCUCUGUAGGGAGCACGGAGAAUCCACAUGUAAAUGGAAAAGAACCUAUGGUUAUUCCUUGUACUAAAGUAUUGUGGGAAGAAAUUCGGAUUGGAAAUAGUGAUGACAGGUUAAGAUUUUUGAGAGAUAAUUUUAGUCAUAAUGUUAGGGCUUACAACAACAAUAAUAAUAGCAAUCCAAAUUUUUGUAACAAUAAUGAGGAGAAUGAUGGAAAAAGGAGAGAAAAAAUUCAUAGAAAACAGGAAGAAAAGUCGUCUGAAAUUCAGGAAUACCCUGUAGGGGCAGUAGUGAUAGAAAAUGUGGGAAAUGAGGAAUGUCUUUCGAUGGGGGCCAUAUUGAGAGACAAAUAA